UAUAUAUAUAUUAUAUUUUUUUACCGUCGAAAUACGAAAUACGAAAUACGAGAUAGAUGACUUUUUUUACAAAAAAUUCAACUGACUGAAAGUGACAAUACGUCCACGACUGUGCCCGCGGAAAUAGUAGACAGAAAGUUGAAAUUUUGUUUCUCUACGAAUUAGGUAGGUUCAACAGUGUUCAACAUUACCGAUGUGUAGAAGAGAUAUGUCAAGAACGCUGAAUGCUUACAGAAUCAAAAAAAUCGAAAACAUUGGUAGAAUGACGGCCAUGACACAGGAAGAAAUUGUGGCUGGCGCGAGGACAGUUGUCCAAGGAUUAGAGGCUCUUCGUGUAGAACACGAAGGUCUUUUGCAGGGGCUACAAUCACAGGAAGCACCGGCUGCCAGAGACAAAGCCGGCUUAUUAUCGAAAAACAUCGAAAUGAUAGAGUUAGGUCUCGGCGAAGCUGAAGUUAUGAUGGCUCUUGCUAAUCACUUGCAAAUGGUUGAGGCUGAGAAACAAAAGCUGAGAACGCAAGUUCGAAGAUUGUGUCAAGAGAAUGCUUGGUUAAGAGACGAAUUAGCUGGAACGCAACAAAAAUUGCAAGCUAGCGAACAAGCGGUAGCCAAAUUGGAAGUAGAUAAAAGACAAUUGGAGUUCAUGGAAAGUAUGAGACAAUACGAUCCUGAUCCUCCCGCUGACGAUGAGAAUGCCAAAAAAGACAUACCAAAAGUUACUCCUGUGAUUGACCUAUUCCCUGAUGAUGAUACGGACGACCGAAAUAGUAAAUCUAUAACGCCAACACCGGCUUCGCAAUUUGCACAGCAAGUGAACGCUGGAUAUGAAAUACCUGCACGUUUACGUACACUGCACAAUCUGGUUAUUCAGUACGCGGGUCAAGGUCGGUAUGAGGUGGCAGUACCUCUUUGUAAGCAGGCCUUAGAAGAUUUGGAAAAGACCUCUGGCCAUGACCAUCCUGAUGUCGCUACGAUGUUGAACAUUCUUGCUUUAGUGUAUAGAGAUCAAAAUAAAUAUAAAGAAGCAGCUAAUCUGUUGAACGAUGCCUUGACUAUUCGUGAAAAGACACUUGGUGAAUUCCAUCCUGCAGUUGCUGCAACUUUGAACAAUCUAGCCGUACUAUAUGGAAAACGAGGCAAAUAUACGGAAGCCGAGCCAUUGUGUAAACGUGCACUCGAAAUUCGAGAAAAAGUUCUUGGUCGUGACCAUCCGGACGUUGCGAAACAACUAAACAAUCUCGCGUUACUCUGCCAAAACCAGAGUAAAUACGAGGAGGUUGAACGUUAUUAUAAGAGGGCUCUUGAAAUUUACGACACUAAACUCGGACCAGAUGAUCCUAAUGUAGCGAAAACAAAAAAUAACCUUGCAUCGUGUUAUUUGAAACAGGGAAAGUACAAGGAUGCGGAAGUUCUAUAUAAACAAGUAUUAACCAGAGUCCACGAAAAUGAGUUUGGUGCUAUUGAUGGCGAUAAUAAACCAAUUUGGCAGGUUGCAGAAGAAAGAGAAGAAAAUAAGCAUAGAAAUAAAGAGAAUGCUCCAUAUGGAGAAUAUGGAGGCUGGCAUAAAGCUGCUAAGGUAGAUGCACCGACGAUGGCGACUACCUUGAGAAAUCUUGGUGCAUUAUAUCGACGACAAGGAAAAUACCAGGCAGCAGAAACUCUGGAAGAUUGCGCUCUGGCGACACGAAUGGAUGCAUUCGAGUUUGUGAAGCAAGGAAAAGUCGCACAGUUAUUAGGGGAGGAAAAAGUAUCGACGAGACGUGGUUCGCGGUCCAGUUUGUCAAAUAGCGAACACGAGCAACACGACGAGGACAGGAAGUAUUUCGUUCGUACUCAAUAAAGGAUACUAUGUAAGAAAUAUACGUAAAAUGUUCAAGUCGGAUCAUGCAAGGGCUCUGCAUUGUUUAGUUGAAAAAACAUUGACUGACGUCCGUUCUUUAUCUGGAUCGUUUAACGUAUACAGCACAUUCCAACUGCUUUUAAUCAGACUCACCAUAACGAAGUACUCGUGUUGCUCGUUUAACUCUAGAACGAUUAUGGCUUCGUGCUAGCGGCUGAUAGUUUGGAAUAGAAAAGGUUGCGAGACGAAUUGAUCUACCCUGCUGUUAACACAUUAUCUGAAUCAAAACCUAAACAGAUCAUAACUACAAUUAUAUCACGACAGACAGAAAUAAACAAGCAAAAGAGAGAAAACUGCAAGCUGUUGACCUAAAAACCGAGAUGGUAUUCAAUAAUCCUCCGCAUCAUACAGAAUGUCGAGCAGUUUCAGACACGUUAUCUACAUACAUGUGUGCACGCCUGUUGAAUAGUCCAUAAUACGCGUAUACAUAUCCCUUUCGUUGCUCAUACAUGCUCUAGAAGACGCGGUGACAUGUUAAUCAUUCCAUGAGCUAGCUUUUCGAAUUGAAACUAUGAAACGAUUUACAUUUAUCAUAGGGAAAAAUGUUUGUAUGUCGCUCAGCAUUAAAUAUAUUCUUUACACAUCAUGCACGUUAGAAUUGUGAGAGUAAUAUCGUCAUCCUUUUGGAAAAAGUGAGUGUAACAACCUGAUGGAGAAUUAAGUUUCCUUUCAGUCUUGUCCAUUUUUUGGAGUUGACCAAAGAUAACGAGUGGAGCAGUGGAAAGAUCAUGACAUGACAUUCAUUUUUCUGUCCUAUUUAGAAACUAUAUGUAUAUAUAUGUAUUGGCAAUAUUUAAUUUAUUACUGGAUUUGAUUCUAGCAGGCACGACAAAUACAUAUUAUAGAAUUGCGACAUUAAUCCAGGAAGGAUUUUUAACGCUUCAGUUUAAAUUAUUUCAAAUAUUUUGCGAAAUAUAUUGUUCAAUAUUAUACAAUUUGAACACGAAACAAAUAAUUCUUUCACAUUCGUUUCGUGGUACAUCAUUUAUUUUGAAACCAAGGAACAUUGUAACUGGCUGUGAAUGUAAAAUGUUUUAUCGAGUCUGAAAUUGUUUAAUCGUUGCGUAGCUAUGAUAAGACUGAAUGAUGAUCGUUUGAAUUAGUCGAGUCCUCGUGAUAGAUUUAAGAUUUUUUUCAUUUAAUAAUUAAUACCUUCACAGUCUAUUUUGAGAAAUUUACUUUUAUUCAAUACUUGUCAUUGACCUUUUUCAUUGUGAUAAUCUUACUUAGUUACAGUGGCUACUUGCUGUACAAUUUCUUUUAUAUGUGUAAAUUCUAAACUGAGAAGAGUGUAAACUAUUAAAAAUUGAUGGAUGAAAACCCAUUGGAAAGUAAGUUGUCGAGUAAUUAAUCCAAUUUUUUUAUAUAGAGUGGUAUGUAAAACUUUUAUUAUUGUUCAUGUUACAUUGACAUUUUAAUAAGUUUAGAUAGUACUUAUUAAAAAGACUGUCACAGUGAAUAGGUUCCAAAGAUUUUUAAAACGAGAGAAAGAUUGCUUAACUAUUUCAAAGAUGUCGCACAUGUGUAUAUAAGUUACUUUCACAAAAGUUAAGUGGACUGGUCUAGUUCAAAAGAUUCAGGAUUACAUAUUGAUUAUUGGUAUAUGAAUAACCAUGUCACUUAUGUUCAUAGACCUUGUUCUUCUUAUUUGUAACAUACAGACAUAACUCGACCAUUUAGUCCCACCGAUCGACAGUUGUCUCGAUCCUCUUCUUCAUCAAUCUUUCUUAUUGUAUGGUAAAUGUUUUUAUUUUAUUUUCAUGUGUGCUCUCGUUACUUUGAAACAUGCAUUUAUCGAUACAUGCAUAGUGUGCGCCUGGGAGCUUAAAGGCCUAGAACUAGACUUUUAUUUUUUUGAAAUUAAAUUAUAUAUUUAAUGGAGAAUUCUGUUCACUAUUCACUUCUUGCUUGCUACUUUAAUAUUUGCCGGUGUAGAUCAAAUACGCUCCAUACCGGAUUGUCAUGGAUGGCGGUAU
Messenger RNA from Hylaeus anthracinus, 3876 nucleotides. RefSeq names its product kinesin light chain (gene Klc). The transcript has 7 exons. The record is from RefSeq and is a predicted model, not a curated record. Lineage: Eukaryota; Metazoa; Arthropoda; Insecta; Hymenoptera; Colletidae. Gene Ontology annotation, molecular function: kinesin binding. Bases 194 to 1840 code for a protein of 548 amino acids. Gene Ontology annotation, cellular component: membrane-bounded organelle; kinesin complex; cytoplasm. Gene Ontology annotation, biological process: microtubule-based movement.